CCGGAGAUGUCGUUUACUAGCAAAGGGAAAAAGGCGAACCCAGACAGCAUAUCUAAUGACACCAGCGCUCGCUCUGUGUUCUCCCCGUUUGAGUCGAAGCAACCGUUCCCCCCUCUCUCAGCAGAUGAUCUUGCAAUCACUUCUCAAGAUGCGCCAGACACCAGCUUAACAGAAGAUGAUCCAGACAUAACAUCGCCGGACGUCGAGGAAGAAGACUACGACGUGAACUUCCAAUCGCAGUACUCGCUGGACGAUCAAUCAUUCACCGAUGCGUCUACAGAUGACUCGGACGGACAAUCACCAGAAGAUGAUGGCAUCGAGAUCCAUCCAUUUCGCCAAUCUUCAAGCUCGCUUCACGGGCCCAAUGCAUUCGCUCCCCCUUUCUACAAUCGGCCCCCAACGCCUCUACCUCCAUCACCUUCGCUGACCUCUCUCCUUCGACCCCCCUUUUCAACCACCACCUCCCGACCAACCACCCCUGACAGUUCCGAUGUUGAAACACCCAACGAUACGGAAGCAGCCGUUGCGAAGUCGGCGCGUCGGGCAACAACCGUUCCUCGGGCCAGUCCGAAGGUACCGACAUACGAAUACUACGGUUUCGUUCUAUAUCUCGCCUCUUCAUUAGCUUUCUUAAUAUACAUCCUCUGGUCCUAUCUGCCGUCCCCAUUUCUACACCAGCUUGGUAUUACCUACUACCCCGAUCGUUGGUGGUCACUGGCGAUACCAGCGUGGCUAGUUAUGACCAUCGUCUACAUCUACAUUGCGCUCGCCUCGUAUAAUACCGGAUACAUGACGCUACCGAUGAACAGCGUUGAGAAUAUCGUGGAUGAGGUAGCGAAUGUCGCAGUGAUAGAUGGCAAGGGCCGGAGACGACCUGGCGGUGCUGUCAAGAUGAAACCCGGUGCAACAUCAUGCCAAAUCAUGGGCCCGCAAAAUAAAAAGGUUAACUGGAGGGAAAUUUGGAGUGAGGGCACCGAUGCUGUCUUGGAUGUUCCUGUGGGAGGUGUGUGCGAGGUGCUAUACGGCCAAGGACGGGAUGAUGGCGAAGUAUGCGAAGAAAUUGACUUCUCUGGGUCUCGUAGAUGUUCAUAGCGAUCUAGCAUAGCGGAUAAAUUUUGAUACCCGUCAUGGCUUGCAUAAGUGAAA
Molecule: messenger RNA, 1146 nt
Organism: Aspergillus alliaceus
Lineage: Eukaryota; Fungi; Ascomycota; Eurotiomycetes; Eurotiales; Aspergillaceae
Exons: 3
Coding region: 7-1092 (361 amino acids)
Source: RefSeq, a predicted model, not a curated record